AUGCAGUCGGAAUUAAAAGAUCAACCUAAAAUAGUCAUUGUGGGAUCAUGCAGCGUUGACUUCACCGUAUAUUCAUCGAGACUUCCUCAUCCAGGUGAAACCAUUCACGGCACAAAAUUUUCAACCAGCUAUGGAGGCAAAGGAGCUAAUCAAUGUGUCGCUGCAGCAAAGUUAGGCGGGCACACAUACAUGAUUAGUAGAGUCGGUGACGAUGUAUGGGGAAAACAAUACAAGGAUUAUUUAAAAAAUAUUGGUGUAGACGUAACAUAUACAAAGGUGACACAAGACGUUACAACAGGAAUAGCCCAAAUUUCUGUAGCCGAAAAUGGUGAAAAUCAAAUUGUCAUUGUUCCUGGAGCUAACAGUCGUUUAUCUAAAUCUGAUGUAGAUGAAGCUAAACAAUUGAUUGAAACUGCAGAUAUACUUAUUGGGCAGCUGGAAACUCCUUUUGAGACCACCCUUGAAGCUUUCAAACUUAAUAACGGUAUUAAAUUGCUAAACGCUGCACCGGCUAGGACUGAUAUCCAAAAUAUUUUACCUCAUUGUACUAUUUUAUGUGUCAAUGAACAUGAAGCUUCCUUACUGGUAAAUUUUAAUGUAGAUUUAUCAAAUAUAAAAACUGCAUUAAAUAAACUGUUAGAAAGUGGAUGUGAAAUAGUAAUAAUUACUUUGGGAAAUAAAGGGGCUGCUUACGCGUCGAAAAACUCAAAGGAAUGUAUUCAAGUGGCAUGUAAUAAAGUUACACCUAUAGAUACGACCGGUGCUGGCGAUGCUUUCGUUGGGGCAUUGGCAAAAUACCUUGUUUUUAAUAAAGAUCAGCCAUUUCACCAAAUAGUAAGCGCUGCUUGUGAAGUAGCCAGUAUAUCUGUGACAAAGGAAGGCACUCAAACAAGUUACCCUCAAGAACACUGUGCAUUUACCAAAACUUAUCCAUACUUUGUUCUC
This is a messenger RNA of Brenthis ino (lesser marbled fritillary), 945 nucleotides long. Lineage: Eukaryota; Metazoa; Arthropoda; Insecta; Lepidoptera; Nymphalidae. The record is from the annotation of a GenBank genome assembly.